CCGAUAUUACGGAGUAUUUAUUUACAUCAAAACCAAUAAAUUUGUUCAUAACAGUUCCGUUCAAGUGGCCCGUAAGACACAGAAAUUGACUAUCCCGUUGCGUCGCCAAAAUUAUUAGUUUUGUGUGAAGUGUACAUCUAACGCAAAUUUUUUUGUGCAAGUAUUUUUGCUGUGAUCAAAUCACGCGACGGAUUAUUAUCUAACUAGCUGUCGUAUUUGGAUGGUUGAAAAUGAUCCCCGACAACGUAACGCUAAUUGUUAAGGCCCCAAAUCAGCAAAUCGAGGACCAGAAUAUUGAGUGCCAAUCUUCGUGGACGGUUAAGCAACUGAAGGGCCACCUCUCGGAGGUCUACCCUAGUAAACCGGGUGCAGAUGAACAAAAAAUCAUAUACUCAGGCCAGUUGUUAGAAGACAACACAGUGCUCAAAGAUGUCUUACGAACAUACGAAAGCCAGAUAGCACACACUAUGCACCUUGUGUGCACACCAAAAAGGAAUAUAGAACCUCCAGCACCCACUCCUGAUGGACUUAGACAAAGGAAUGUCGGUGACAGAGCAGAGCCUAUCCAAGUAUCAAGGCCAGAGACAAGACAGAAUGACCAGAACCAUACAGUGGAAAUGCAGAACUAUUUGAGUUCGUUUGUCAACAAUUAUGGUCGGGUACCACCUUACCCAAACAACUAUAACAACUUUGGUGGAAGGUUUCUGCCGGUGAAUCCGAAUGAUCCCGCGUCAUACGCCAAUCAUAUGAUGAUGAUGCAGCAAGCGUACUUGCAGUAUAUGCAGCAAUAUGCCAAUAUGUGGCAAGCAACCAACAACGCGGUCCCCGCAGCCCCGCCCGUGCCGGAGACCCCCGCUGCGCCCGAGCCCGCGCCGGCGCCCGAGGACGACGAGGCGCCCCGCGACUGGCUCGACCAUCUAUACGCGGCAUCGCGCAUCGCUAUACUGUUCUCGCUGGUGUACCUGUACGGAAGCCCGGCGAGGCUGCUCCUCGUGCUGCUGUUGGCCGUGGCUGGCUACUUGCACCAAAUCGGCUUCUUUAGAGACCUCCACGUGAACCAGCUACCCAGACCGCAGCCAGUCCCGCGCCCGGCCAACGUUGGACUUGACCAAGCCCAAGCCCCGGCCAACCAAGCCCCAGCAGACCAAGCACUCGUCAACCAAGCUCCAGUCAACCAAGCUCCAGUGAAUGAACCAGCUGCCCCAGUCAACGCUGAAGCUGUUAACGCUGAAGCUGUUAACGCUGCGCCACAGGUAAACCACGACAGUGAAACCACCCCACCCGAAGACAACCAGCAGUCUCUUUUAGCGGUAACAUGGAUGAUUUUCACCACGUUCUUCGCCUCCUUAAUACCAGAUACCAACUAGUGUUUUGUGAAAGUAGUGUGAAUAUAUUUAGGAUCGUCUGUAAUUAUGGGUUACAUACGUUGAAAUUGUAGUUUUUCGGCUGCCUUUAUAUAUUAUGAAAUUUAUGAAGGACGGAAAGCUUUCGUUAGAAAAACUUGUUUAAUAUUUUCCGAAUUUAUCACGGGAUAAAUAACGUAUGGGAAUUUUGACAGAUUGGAUGAUGUUGGCACCAUUUUUUUAAAGUAAUCGGCUUAUUAGAUAUCACAGAUCUACCAUGUGCAAAAGAAUCACGUAUAUGCACAUUUCAUAAGUGCGAAAGAGGCGAACUACAAAUGGAAAAACGAAACCACGUUUGAGCCCUAUAAACGAUCGCUAUAGCGGCCACUUGAUUGUACCAAAACGUAAGGUCAACGGACUAGAAAAUUCGAAAAACUGUAUUCAGGAGAUAUAUCUGGGAAUAUACAAUAUACAUAUUAUUUCUAAAUUCAAUACUUCCAUUGACACUUAAACAUCAAUCCGAAUUUGGUCAUUCUUUUGAUUGUUGUCAGGCAAUUUUGUACAUUGUAGCUCUGUGUAAGAAUUGCAAACUGCACUUACAGUGUGCCUUUGUCGAUACAAGCCUCCUACAAGGCGUUGUAGAGUCGAAGACAUCUAAAACAUAUGUAUUGUAUACUAAGUACCAAUAUGCGAGGUACAACUAGUGAAAUGAAGACAUUCAAUUCUCAAAAUUAUACUAUUGAGACUAUACUUUCUAAAGUUAUUUCACGGUUAUAUUUAAUUCGUUGUGUUUACACGUAAAAUGAGUCGAUGACUCCGUAGUCUCCGUAUGUGCCGCUUGCUUACACUUUUAAGUGUUAAAGGCCGACUUGCAUGCCAGGAAAGAAUAAUAGAUCGCAGAAGCGAUAAAACCCCGCGAUUUAGAAAUAAUAAAUUUUUAGAGAAAGUAAUAUAUGGACCCUGUUUGAAUUAAAGUUUAGGGUAAGUUCUGGUUGUUCAAAUUCCUUGUACUGAUAUAAAACCAAAUAUUAAAUGUGUAUAAUUUAUCUUUUUCUAGUAUUAGGUGGACUUGCCACUGUGGAUUUAUAAUGUUGUUUUAAGUUGAAUAGUUACAGAAAACACUUUUGUCCAUUUUGAACUUUAAUUGCAUUGAAAUAGAGUUGAGGUGAUAACAAAUGCUUACUUUUUAAAAUAACUAUUCUAAGUCUAAGACAGAUCAUUUCUUGCCAUAAAUAUAUUAUUCUCAGAAUGUUUGGCAAUCCAUGAAAUUUGGAACAGUAAUUGACAACACAUUGAUUUUCAAAUAACAUAAAAUAAUGAGUUAUGCAACAUUCUGUAUGUUUAAAAAAUAUUUAUUAUAAAUCCACAGUAGGUAAGUUGUUCGACGUAGGUUAAAAAUGUAUUUAAUGUGAUGCAAAAAACAUGAAAUAUGGAAAAAAAAAUAGGGCUUAUAAAAAAAUCUGGAUAAAGAUUUGUAUAGCGUUUUUAAGCCUGUGAUUUUCGACCAAGAACACUUUUUGUUUGUUAGGUACACUUUUUAAUCGGUGUUAUUCUAACUACUUUGUGCAUUAUUCACUAGGGUGGGUCACUCGUGUAUGGAGAAAAAAAAAGUAUUAGUUAUCCUUCGGGCACAGUUACAUAAAGUUGCGUAAUAAUGCCAAUAUACAGUAUUUCAAAUUAUUCUGUAAUCGGAAUUCAUUUUCUGCCUCCGGAUCCAUUUCAAAGUUUUCGUAUAAAUAUUAUUAUAUUUUGUAUGGUCUGCGGAGUACAUUUAUGUAUCGUCUCUUUAUUCAAACUUUAGCCAAAAAGUUAUACCAUUAUUAGCUCGAAAUAGCAUGGUAAAGGUUCAGAGCCAAUAAAUAAAUAAAAAAGUACUCAAAAAGAAACUUUUUUUUUUUCAUAAUGUCCAUACAUUUAACAAAAACUUUGACUAAAAUCCGGAGGCAGUAAAAUUAAAGCUAAAAAUAAAAUAAAAAUACGUGCAAUAAUUAAUUACCAAAUGGCACCUUUUUUUAAUUGUGCCCCCUAUUAAAUUAAAAAAAGUAAAAAUGACCCACCCUAUUAUUCACAUAGUCUCUAUGUCAGUGAGAAGAAAACACUUAGGGUGUCAUUCAGAGAGGGAUCCACCCCGCAAGGAUUCGUCAAAAAAAUUCGUCGCAAUGGGAAUACUUAGAAUCUAAGCUUGUAAACCUGGUUUAUAAACAAUAGUACAUUAUUGUCGAGGCUCGGAAGUAGCUACUUGCAGGCUGAGGAUUCGUUUUAAACGGACGACCUUGGGAGUCCGUUUAAUUGAAUCCGAAGCCAGCAAGUAGCCUUCCAGCCGAGUCAUAUAUAGUGCUUUUCUCAAAAAUGGUGCAAGAAAUAUAAAUAUCAUAGAAAUAUUUUACAAAAGCAACGUUCUUACGUAUAUAUUUUCACAGAAAAAAGUAGAAACAAUUGAAAAAAUUAGCUUUGCCGCCUUUUUAUUUUUUAAAUAAAAAAAUAGAAGUGUAUUUUUCUGCCGAAAAUACGCCAACCUAUUUGAGACAGCUAAAUAGUCGCGGUACUAAUCAUCUGUUUGGCUGUUUAAUGGGCCUGUGCCUUCAUUUGAUAUGGCCAUUUCAACUUUUAAAAAGUUUGGAACUCGACAAAUAAUGGAAUUUGUAUGCAACAUUGCAGUCCCAAAAUCGAGACUGCAAUGUUUUUAACUUUUUAAUUUUUGACUGACCAUAAACUACGUGCUUCGCGACCUAUUUUUUAAACGGCAAAGUCGACUUUGCCGUCCAUUUUUGAGAAAAAAUAUUUAUAGUAAAUACGUGGCUUUAGCAAACCAGUAUGACCAUAGGUACAGUGACCAAGCAACGUAGUUCGUUUUUUUAAGCAUUAGAAAUAAGGUGAACAAUCUUGAUGUGUCUUUUAAUUGAAAAACACGUUUUAAAAAUAAGUCACGGUUAAUAAUAAUAAUAUGUAACAAUUAUGAAUCUGAUACGAUCAUUUAUUCUUCUGCUUUCAUAAGUAAUAGUUACUGAUUUGUAAAAGCGUUUUUCAAUUAAAAGACAUAUCAAGAUCGCUUGUUAAAAGAUUCAAAGAUUUAUUUGUUCAACAUAGGUAAGUUACAAGAUGUUAAAUAAAUGUUACCUUCUUUCUAAUGCUAUAAAAACGAACUAUAGGAGCAAAUGAAGAUAUUUUUGGACACCCUUUCCUGAUGAGUAGUGACGAAAUGUGCUGACACCUAUUUAUUAUUCCUCAUGUAAAACUUAGGCAUGGAAACGUUAAUCUAAAUUUUGUAAUCAUUGCUUAGUUACUUUUCUUGCCCGGUAAGUUUUCAGUGUGUAAAUAAUGAAUAGUUUUUUUUAUAGCGGGUAUAUACUAUACUGAGUAAUUGAGUAUAGCCACAAGUUCUGUUACGUACGAAGCUAAUGGUCCAUAUCCUAUAUAAGAAUUUGGGUAGAAAAUUGCUGAUUAAGUAUUAGUUCUUUAAUUCGGCGGUAUUGGAUUUCAUACCGCCAAAUCAAAGAACUAAUACUUAAUAUGGGAUAUGGUCAUGGAUAAAUUCUUAUAUGGGAUAUGGACUGAAAUGACAAGACUACGUAAGUUUCAACAAUAGCGAAUAUUUCGCGAAACUCUGCGUAGGGGGCGGUGGCUACCACAAUACAUCACAAUCUGGAAACAAGAAAAUCGAACUUUCGUAAUGUAACCUCACUUUUGCAUAUUCGAGCGAUAAAGAGGCAGUAGAUAACUAAAAACAAUAAAUAUCGAUUUUCGCGUUUCCCGGUAGGCCCUUGUUAACAAAAAGCCUCGAUGCAUCAAUGUCAUAUUGUCUGUGAAAACUUUUCAAAAACAAUUUAAGGCACAGUAUGUAUAAGUUACUCUAUGGUUUACUGGCGCUAGUGCUGCACUCUGGCGGCAGAACAUUGCAGUAAUACCCCCUAUUGGUGAAAACAUCCCCGAAUGAAGUAUACCAGUUACAUAUAAAGCCAGUUAUUUGUUAAAGAUAGAAAAGGAUAAAAUCUAAAUUGUAAAUUUAAAUUGUAUAAUGUAUGUAGUAAGUAUUUAAUUAAGGCUUUUUAGCUAUUUUGGAAUGUGAAAAAUAUUUUAGAUUUUUUGGUGCAAAAUAUGUUGGCAUACUCAGCACUAAAAUUGUAUAAAGUUUUAUUAACAUGGAUACAAAGAUGAGCAUUUUGUAAUUAAGAUUUAUGUGUAUUUAUUUGAUAUUACAGCAUGCAUAGCGGAUCGUUGGUACUGUGAUAUUCCAUGUUUUGUUUAAUUUUGAGCUAACAAUAAAUUUUUAAAA
Messenger RNA from Cydia splendana, 5616 nucleotides. It is a transcript of the gene Herp, whose product is annotated as homocysteine-responsive endoplasmic reticulum-resident ubiquitin-like domain member 2 protein. Lineage: Eukaryota; Metazoa; Arthropoda; Insecta; Lepidoptera; Tortricidae. The coding region runs from base 231 to 1367 and encodes 378 amino acids. The transcript is spliced from 5 exons. Gene Ontology annotation, molecular function: protein binding. The record is from RefSeq and is a predicted model, not a curated record. Gene Ontology annotation, biological process: endoplasmic reticulum unfolded protein response.